Messenger RNA from Vavraia culicis subsp. floridensis, 875 nucleotides. RefSeq lists its product as uncharacterized. Lineage: Eukaryota; Fungi; Microsporidia; Pleistophoridae. The transcript has a single exon. Bases 1 to 561 code for a protein of 186 amino acids. The record is from RefSeq and is a predicted model, not a curated record.
AUGGCAAAUCCUUUCGAAGCGCUAGACAAAAUACUAAAUGAUGUACAUUUGUACCCGUUGGAUGCACAGCACCAAAUUAUUAACAUACAAAACAUUGAUAACAGGAUAAUAAAGUGCACACGCAAGCUACAUAAAUAUUUUAAGCGUGGUCUCAAGUUGAGCAAAAAAACGUACGAGAAGAAGGUAAAGAAAUGUCUGGCGAGUAUUAGCCAUUUAAACAGGAAAAGAAAAGUUUCUAUGGAUGUUAUAGUGGAGAGCACCCGUGAAAUAUUUGCAGAUAUGCAGAAGGAGUUUUCGGAUGAGUGGAAAAGCAGUAUUGGUGACCCCUUAAAGAAUCCCAGUGUUUUGAAGACCAGAAUACCGAAAGAAGAUGUUAACAAUGAUAUAAAACAGCCAAAGUACUGUUUAUGCCAGACAAGCGCCUUUGGUGAUAUGAUACGAUGCGAUGAUCCGGAGUGCAAGAUUUUAUGGUACCACUUCGAGUGUGUGGGACUAGUGCACACACCUAAGAGCAACUGGUACUGCAGCGCGUGUAAAAAAAAUAGGGUAAAAAGAGGAUGAGCAGGUGUUUCGUGUUAAUACCUACAUAAACGUACUUUUAGUAAAAAUUUCGAUAUCAAUAGUUCUGAAUAAUGGCAAGCGAGCGGCGCUUUUCAAGUUCUUUGCAAUAUGGUUUGGCGAUUAAACCGGUUUUACCCACAAUUUGAACAUUCAACUAAGAUUGUUACAUGGCGCUUGCACCUGCGUACAAGGAAUCAUCUCGGCAUUUAAAAUUGUUUGUUACAGUCCAUUCAUCAUACAAUAAAAAGGCAACUCGGAAGCUGAAUGGUCAGUUUUAAUCUUUGCAUAAAAGACCUGGUGUAUUUUUUCGUGAA